AUGAUCCAGUUCAUCCUCCUCAUCAGUCGACAAGGGAAGACACGGCUCAAGAAAUGGUUUGUGCCCUGCGCAGAGCGCGAUCAGUUUAGGACCAUCAAGGAGGUGAGCAGUCUAAUUCUGAACAGAUCUCCAAAGGUCUGCAACUUCUUGGAGUGGCGGGACUACAAGCUAUGCUACAAGCGCUACGCCAGCCUCUUCUUCAUUGCGUGUGUGGAGAACACAGACAACGAGCUCCUUGCUCUUGAAACCGUCCAUCAUUUCGUAGAGUGCCUCGACCGGUACUUCGGCAAUGUCUGUGAGCUGGACCUCAUCUUCAACUUUCACAAGGCGUACUAUAUUCUGGACGAGAUCCUGAUCAGCGGAGAGCUUCAGGAGUCGAGCAAGAGGGCAGUGCUCCACCACAUCUCCGAGCAGGACGCCAUGAUGCAAGAGAACGAGCAGGCCAAGCGAAAAGGCUGA
Molecule: messenger RNA, 459 nt
Organism: Symbiodinium sp. CCMP2592
Lineage: Eukaryota; Dinophyceae; Suessiales; Symbiodiniaceae
Source: the annotation of a GenBank genome assembly